Rhodamnia argentea is the source of this 2264-nucleotide messenger RNA. RefSeq names its product plastidial pyruvate kinase 2. Gene Ontology annotation, biological process: glycolytic process. Lineage: Eukaryota; Viridiplantae; Streptophyta; Magnoliopsida; Myrtales; Myrtaceae. The record is from RefSeq and is a predicted model, not a curated record. Gene Ontology annotation, cellular component: cytoplasm; chloroplast stroma. The transcript is spliced from 12 exons. Bases 247 to 1950 code for a protein of 567 amino acids. Gene Ontology annotation, molecular function: pyruvate kinase activity; potassium ion binding; magnesium ion binding.
CGUUGAAGUUUGCGCAGAGCAGCGAGCGACCAUUUCUUCUUUCGAUACGAACUAGGCAAAAUUCUCUCCUCCUUCACCCCCAAAAAGCGCCAAACUUGGCGGCGGCGUUUCCAAGUUCAGCACCGACCUCACUCUGCUCUUCUUCUUCGUCGACGAGCUCGAGCACGUUUCAUUCGGCAUUGCAUCUCCCCGCUAAUUGUCUUCUCCCACCCGAGACCCGCGAUCCCGUUGUUCGUCAGCGACGAAAUGGCGAAUGUGGUGGCCACCAGAUCGAUUCAGAGCUUGCUGCUCUGUCCUGGCAACGGAUCUCUGGAGGACCGGGUGGGGAAGCUGAGGCCUUCCCGCUUCGGCUCGAAAGUACUGGCCCGCAGCGACAGGAGAAGCCCCAAGACGGUUUCCAGGAGCGCGAGGAUCACCGCGAGGAGGACCACGCAUGCCGAGCCCAAGGUCGUACCCGUGUCGCCUGAGGAUGUUCUGCAGGGAGUUCGGCAUCUCAGUGACACGUCAGUGGGCAUGUGGUCCACGCCUAUGGUUAGGCGGAAGACCAAGAUCGUUUGCACAAUAGGUCCUUCCACCAACACAAGGGAAAUGAUAUGGAAGCUUGCUGAAGCUGGUAUGAAUGUUGCUAGGAUGAACAUGUCUCAUGGAGACCAUGCUUCUCAUCAGAAAGUCAUUGAUCUGGUCAAGGAAUACAAUGCUCAGUCCAAAGAUAAUGUCAUCGCCAUAAUGCUUGAUACUAAGGGCCCCGAGGUUAGGAGUGGGGACCUGCCACAACCACUUAUGUUAACUAGUGGACAAGAAUUCACCUUCACCAUCUGUAGAGGGGUUGGAACGGCGGACUGUGUCAGUGUUAAUUAUGAUGAUUUUGUUAAUGAUGUGGAAGUGGGUGACAUGCUUCUUGUUGAUGGUGGUAUGAUGUCAUUAAGGGUGAAGUCAAAGACGGAAGAUUCAGUAAAAUGUGAAGUUAUUGAUGGAGGAGAGCUGAAGUCCAGGAGACAUCUAAAUGUCCGAGGAAAAAGCGCUACAUUGCCUUCCAUCACUGAUAAGGACUGGGAUGAUAUCAAGUUCGGCGUGGAGAAUAAAGUUGACUUUUAUGCUGUUUCCUUUGUUAAAGAUGCACAAGUUGUUCAUGACUUGAAAAACUAUCUGAAAAGCUGUGAUGCUGAUAUUCAUGUUAUUGUGAAAAUCGAAAGUGCUGACUCCAUACCGAAUUUGCAUUCAAUAAUCACAGCAGCUGAUGGGGCCAUGGUUGCAAGAGGAGAUCUUGGGGCGGAGCUCCCCAUUGAAGAAGUUCCACUUUUGCAAGAAGAAAUAAUCCGGAUGUGCCGUAGCAUGGGUAAGGCUGUUAUUGUGGCCACAAACAUGCUGGAAAGCAUGAUUGUUCAUCCAAUGCCAACUAGGGCAGAAGUGUCAGACAUUGCUAUCGCUGUUCGAGAGGGUGCCGAUGCAGUCAUGCUUUCUGGCGAGACUGCUCAUGGAAAAUUCCCAUUGAAAGCUGUGAAAGUCAUGCACACAGUCUCAUUAAGGACUGAAGCAACCAUUGCUGCUGGUGAAAUGCCAUCUAACCUUGGCCAAGCCUUUAAGAACCAUAUGAGCGAGAUGUUUGCCUAUCAUGCUACCAUGAUGUCAAACACUCUAGGAAUCUCAACUGUUGUCUUCACCAGAACUGGUUUCAUGGCCAUUUUGCUAAGCCAUUAUCGCCCUUCUGGAACUAUAUUUGCCUUCACAAAUGAGAAGAGAAUACACCAGAGACUGGCUUUAUACCAAGGAGUGUGCCCGAUCUACAUGGAGUUCUCUGAUGAUGCUGAACAAACCUUUGCUAAUGCAUUGGCAGUGCUGCAGAAGCAAGGCAUGGUCAAAGAAGGAGAAGAGGUCGCACUCGUACAGAGUGGGAGAAAGCCUAUUUGGCGUUUCCAGUCCACACACAAUAUUCAGGUGCGCAAAGUGUAGCUGUGAGAAGGAAACUGAAGAAGCUGAACUUCCAGAAUCUGGCGAGACUUAAAACAGGUUGUGAAAAGUUAAGAUCCAUAUCAAUCCAGCCUUUUUGGACCGCCCUCAUUUUCAAAGUUUUGUUUUGUUUGAAGUAUAUGUUCCCAGUUCGACUCAAAUUACUCUUUGCAAAGGUUUCAUACUUAUAAGACCUUGUUAAAGAUUAGGCACUCCAGGGAAUCGCAUCCUGAGGGGUUAGAAAACCCCAUCUUUAUCUUGGUUGAGGAUGUAGCUGGAGAUUGCAGCGUGGUCAUGCUCAUCUCCUCUUUAGUUUA